AAUAAAUCUACUUUUGCCCAAAACCCCAGACCCAAUUCCCAAAUUCUUUUUCUAGAUUACAUUUGCCAAAUGGGAAAAUCAAUGAGUGAUCGAAUCACAACAAUAUACGUGCCAUUAAAUAUCAAAGAAGACGACAGAUUGACAAACUUCAAGUCAGUCUUCUUCCGAUGGCUUCUUAAUUUCUAGAGAGAGAAACCCAAACAGAUUUUGAGAGAGAAAGAGCGAAGAUAGGGAUCUAUCUUUCUUAUCUGGGAUCUCUUCCUCUCUCUAUCUUGUUUCCGUAUCUGUUGAUCAGAAAAAAGUGGCCCAGCCGAUCGGAGAUUUCUUCUUUUUUAUCUUUUUCAUGGCUGUUUAGUUUCAUGGAACUCACGAGAAAGCUCGAUUGUCGGAGUUGUUUGAUUUUUUUCUUCCAAUUUUGGAAAUUCUGACGAAAAUCGAUUCUUCGAGUUCAGAAUUCUUACGAUUUACCAGAGACCCAAAUACAAAAAGUACGAGAAGAAAUGGGAGCCAAAGUAGAAUCCAAGACAUAUUUCCCAAGUUCAAUGAUAGAUCUCAACAAUGGUUUUCAUAAUGAUAUUUGGAAUCCAUAUCACGAUGACAAAACUCACAAGAUCUCUGGCCCCACAAACAGUCACCAUUAUAACUACUUUCUAACAACACAAACCAUAGAUGGAUACGCUAAAGAACAGAUUAGGCAAACUAUCUUGAAGCAUGAAUCAAUCUUCAAACAUCAGCUCCAAGAACUUCAUCGCCUGUACAAAAGACAACAAGAUUUGAUGAAUCUAACCAAAGAAACACGUAUUUUUGCCUCAAGUUUUCCUCAUUUGGGCUCGACUUUUAGACCUUUCAAUUCUAGAAAUGGGAAAAGUCUCGGUGUUCCUGAAAGACGAGUGAUUGAUUUACAACCGUCUGCUGAUGAGCAACAAAUAGGAAUUUUUCAAAAUUUGACCCAAAAAAACCCGUUUAAUUUGGCCGAUUUAAACAAACCGAUUAUUGAAUGCAUUUCAUCUGCCAAAAAAACGUUAUUUGGUGUCGAAAUCAACUCUGUUCAUCAAAAUCCAUUGGCUCGGGUCCUUCGAUUCAGGCAAUUCAAGAUCGAUGACAAACUCAGAGUGGCAAAACCGUAA
Messenger RNA from Lactuca virosa, 1127 nucleotides. The record is from the annotation of a GenBank genome assembly. NCBI's taxonomy places the organism in Eukaryota, Viridiplantae, Streptophyta, Magnoliopsida, Asterales, Asteraceae.